AUCCCCCCCAAUUUCGAUUCAGCCGCAUACACGCACCUCAAAACGACAAAAUCUAUCGAGAUAAAAGUCACCUUCGUCAGCCCUUUUUGCAUGAUGCUUUGUCUCGGCUAUGGACACUUCGUCGCUAGGGGCACGAAAUCUCAUGACGCUUGCAAGAAAACUGCGUCAGAAGAGUACCUUGGUAUCAAAGCCUUUUGGCUCCACACAAGGUGCCCCAACUGCAGGGAACAAAUCACGAUCGAGACCCCGCAAUCACCGGAUUGUGAGGUGAAUGAGAAAGCGGACCAGAGACUGCAUCGUCUUGAAAGCGAGACGAGCGAAGAAGUCGAUGAUUCAGGGAUCGAGACGUUGGAAAGCAAGCAGGAAGAUGCGAUGAAGGAGAUGGCUGUUGCAGAUGCGUUGGGCGAGAUUCUCGCAGCCAACGCUGGAAGAGAGGGCAUGCAAGUC
Macroventuria anomochaeta is the source of this 447-nucleotide messenger RNA. RefSeq lists its product as uncharacterized. The annotation marks the transcript as partial. The transcript has 2 exons. NCBI's taxonomy places the organism in Eukaryota, Fungi, Ascomycota, Dothideomycetes, Pleosporales, Didymellaceae. Gene Ontology annotation, biological process: mRNA splicing, via spliceosome. The record is from RefSeq and is a predicted model, not a curated record.